AAAAUUUAAUUUUGAAAAAAGUUAAGAUGUACAGUUGAACAUAAAAAGAGGGUUAAAUAGUUUAUACUCUGUUUGACAUUUGUUGUCAAACAGAGCUUCCCCUGUAACUCCUAAACCUAACCUGUUUAACCUGUCCGUCUGACUCUUGCAUAAGACAAGAUCAGCAAAGUCUUGGAUCUUUGGUUAAAACAUAGACAGGCAGGGUAUUUUCAAAGAUUCCUACCAAACUAAAUUGGAGAGCCAUGGAAGAAGACAGUACAGAGGACAUUGAAUCUCUCAUUGAAGAGAUGGACUAUAUUCCUGGCCACUUCCACCUGGACCUUAAUUUAAACUGUGAUCCCACUGGACCAGUCAAGUUGCGACAUCGGGACACUUACCUGAAGCAGGAGAGCCUACAUGCUGAGUUAGAGGCUGAAGUGGGAUAUCUUCAAUACGCUGUCCGAAAUCUUCUAGGCCUACUCGCAUUUCACCUUGAACAGCUGGACAAAGCAGAGGAAAUAUUCAGGGCCAUUUGUAAAGAAGACCCUGGGAAUCUGAAUGCCUGGGCCAAUCUGGGCUGUGUCUAUGACAGACUGGGGAGAGAGCUGGAUGCAGGAGAAUGUGUGGACAAAGUAUCCCACCUCAUGGGCGUAGAGGCUGGAGAGGCCUCUCAAGAGGAGACCAGACUUUUGGCUGCACGCUGUCUGGCCGAGCAGGCUUACAUCUAUCCGUAUGAUGUGGAGCUGGAUAGUGAGGCAGAGCUGAGGGAGAGGCUAAUGUCAGCGCUGACACUUUACAACAGAGCUCUGCAUUAUGGCGGUCAACUGGUACCAAAAGAGGAAAAACUCAGCUGGUAUUUCAAAAUGGCAACCAUUUAUAUAAGAUUGGAUAACAUUUUAAAGACUGAUGAGGAUUCUGAAUACUCCAGACUGUCUCACUACAAUAAGGGACUCAAGCUCCUGAAAGAAACAUUAGAAACUCAGCAGAAGCAGCACAAAGCUCUUUCCUGGUGUUACGUUGGCAUUAUGUUGGAAAGGAAGGAGGAGUUUUCGUCUGUGCCCAUGUCCAUACACGAUUGUGGCUUCUCUGCCUCUGAUCCCCUGUCCUGUUAUGGAACGGCCAUAAAUAUGGCCAGUGAUGAUGCAUUCAUUCUGAACCUUCUGGCUAAAGUCUUCUUUCAUCUGGGAAAACAUGAAAUGGCCACAGGGAUCUGUAACAUGGCCCUGAAUGUUCUACCAGACCCAGAGCUCAACUGGCAGGCUUACUGCACUCGUGCUAAGAUCAGUAUGAUUCUAUAUGUCAAGGACCUGGAGAAAGCAAAGCAUGGGCACGGUGGGGUCCCUGACCGACAAAAGCUCACUGAAGCUAGAAAAGAUUUGGACAAGGUGCUCUCUGUCCGCCCAUGUCUACGAACUCACCUAGAGGUGGCUCAGGUCUACUACUACAUGGGGGUAGAUGCACUCCAAGAGAGCAUUUUGGUGGACGAGGGUGCGGUAAACAGCGCUCUGGUCAGUCUGUCUCAUGCCCUCCAGUUUGAGCCAGGCGAUAGCUUGCCAGACCUGCACAUACUCAGGGGACGCUGCCUUCUCAUUAAGGGUGAAGAGCAGAAUUCCGCAGACUGCUUCAAGCAGGCCAUGGAGUUAGAGAGAGCAGGGAGCGCAGACACCACGGCGCUGCGCUGCCUCCUACAGGCCCUCCUGGCUCUGUUCACGCAGGGAGGCCCCGACCCCAAAGCCGCCGUGGAACAGCUGGAGCUGUGGGUCCGCAAGGCAGAGCAGAAGUAUCCUGGAAAGAUGGUCAAAUCUGAGCUGAGAUCCCUUUACAGGACACACACGGAGGAGGUCACAGAGUUAUCCAAGGCUCUGAUCAGGACAGGACGCCUGGACCUCGUGAGGAAACUGCUGGAAACUGUAGUGCCGGAACAGCUGGUUAAGAAGAGACCAGUUGCCAGAUCUUUCUCAUGCACAUGAAGCAACACCAGAAAUGAAAAAACUUAGGAAUGUCUUUAUACGAUUUAACAUCUACACACAGAGCCCUAUUUGAUUUCAAAACAUGAUGUUUGUAAAACUGACAUACUCUUUUUCCCUUUUUGACAUUUUGUAAUAAAGGUAAUGCCACUAAGUUAUUAUCUUGUCUCAAUGCUGCUUUUAGAAGCGCACCUGCAUGUCUGAAGACAUAAUACUGGUGUCUUUACCGUGUUCUUGUCCUUCUUGGAGGUGUUGGGUCAUUCUGUACAGGCCCAGCUGCUGCUACAAUAUCUCACUACCAGCAGAUGAGUUUAGACAGCGAUCACAUUGUCCAGGAUGUUCAAUCUUUGUAUACAUUGAAAACAAAAAGUUUCUAUGCGAGAACAGAAGAGCCCCCAUAAAUGAAAUUUAUACAAUAAAUUGUUGUUGCAAUAAAAUCUAAAACAAUAAUGUGUCCAUAUAUGUUGCCGUUUUUUAUGUACUCAAGAAAAACAAAACAUAUCUGUUAUCUGUCCUGAUGUAAAAGCACAAAGGUUUGCAAUAAGGUCCUCAUAAUGAAACUACCUCAACUCAUACCUCACACAUCAUAUUACUUUGAAAUAUAACUCGAUGCUGUCUGACCCCACAAGGUAGCUGAUCACCGUCUGUGGCUGAACGUUCAGAUCCAAUGGCAGAACAGCAGCCGACGAACUGGAGCAGUGAACUGCUGGACUGCUUCGAGGAUACAAACACUUGUUGCUAUGGUUUCUGGUGCGCUCCUUUCCUCGCCUGCACUGUUUCAGGAAGGCUUGGAGAGUGGUACUUUCUGCCCUUGUGUGAUGCCCUCACUGGGUGUACAUCGCUUUUCUGUUCGGUGCCUACGUGCAUUCCUCCUGCAGCCUUGUCUCUAAGGGUCGCUAUUCGGAAGAAAUAUGGCAUCAAGGGUUCCCAUCUUAAAGACAUGGCAGCUACGUGCUGCUGCUCCUGGUGUGCCUGGUGUCAGAUGCAUCGUGAGUUGAAACGUCGCACCCAAGUUCCGGUUGUCAUCAACCUGCAGUCUCAAACUACUGUGAACAUGCAGCCUCCCGUUUUUGUGGGAGGCAUGCAGCCUUUCCCAGUGAUGAUGAUGCCUCCACAGACAUCUUAAGCUUCUUGCAGGAGCCCGUUAGUAGUCGUCAUGACUUCUGGUUCUGAUGGAUUCAGAUUCUCGUCAUUAAUACACAAGACAGUGAUUCAGCUUUUCUUGAGCUGAACUUCUGUCUUAUUAGUCAAAGUUGAUUCUAUAAUCCUAAAUAGUUUUAAAUUAUCUUUUAAAUGAUUUAAUUUGAUUUUCAACUAUUUUCUGAUUAGUACAUACAAUGUCUUAGCUUCAUAUCAAAAUCAGAAAAUGAUUAAACUUAUUUUUAAAGACGUAGGGGGUGGGGUAGAGCAGGUAGCUGACAUCUCAACCGAAUGAUGAAAAAUCAUUUUGGUGUAGGUGAGUUAAUGAAAAAUUGACACAAAGUCUCAAACACCUGACUUAAAACAGAACAUCUACUAGGAAAUAGCUUUGAUUGCCUAUGUGAGAGAAACAAACUGAAAGCAUGAGCUCUCUUAUGCUCUUUGAAGAAUGGUGGGUGCGAAUUUAUUAACAAAUAAAAAUGAAGGGGAAAAAACGACAUGUCUUGUCAGUUCUAAACAUUUGUUCCACUGCAGAUCAGUGUCAAUUGACAAUAUGUUUAAUAUAUACAUGUAUGUUAGGGUUAUUGGUGAUCCAGGGUUUAAAAAUCUUCGACCUUAUGAAGUUUUGUAUUUUGUUCUCUUUGGUGCUCACUGAAUAAAAGAAACCGUGAAAUCCUGGUAGAGUAUUUAAUGUCUGAUAAGGAUUUAUCUCUUUGUAUUUGAAAAGCAGCCAAUAAUUUUCCAAAAUUUCUUUAAAUCUUGAAGUACAUGUAAUUUAUGAUAU
Molecule: messenger RNA, 3870 nt
Organism: Menidia menidia (Atlantic silverside)
Lineage: Eukaryota; Metazoa; Chordata; Actinopteri; Atheriniformes; Atherinopsidae
Source: the annotation of a GenBank genome assembly